Messenger RNA from Corticium candelabrum, 1199 nucleotides. RefSeq names its product centriolar satellite-associated tubulin polyglutamylase complex regulator 1-like. Lineage: Eukaryota; Metazoa; Porifera; Homoscleromorpha; Homosclerophorida; Plakinidae. The record is from RefSeq and is a predicted model, not a curated record. The transcript is spliced from 2 exons. Bases 13 to 861 code for a protein of 282 amino acids.
CUGUCCGCUGCGAUGAGUGAAUCCGCUGCUCAGUAUUUGAAGCGAUGUCACGUGCUGACAUAUCUUCAGGAUGCUAUUGCUCAAUUACUGGAACAUCGAGAGCACAAUUCAAAAGUCAAUCCCAUGAGGUUCUUAGCAGAUUACUUUGUUGGUGUUCAGCACGGAACUCAGUCAUUGUUUAGAGAAUUUUCCUUUGUGAAGGCCACACCUCAAAAUCGUCUCUCUCUUGUAAAACUAUUUUAUCGCUGUUUCAAAUCUAUUGGUCAUCGGGGAGACCUUCUCAACAUCAGGGAAUACCAUUCUCUUGUCACUCUCAUUUGUCCUGAUUUUCCUCUCGAAACUAUUCAGAAAACGGCUCGAAUUAUAUUAACUGAUGAUGUGAUGGAUUGCUUGGUGGCUUUUCGUGACUUUAUUUAUGCCUUUCAAGUGCAAUUUGUAUAUGAAGAGUUUCUCAAGCUUUGUCUUGAGGUAUACUCAAGUGUCUUGGCUGCUGCUAUUAGAGCCAACUCAGAGUCAACAGCAUCCAGAGUGGUGGUGGUACCAACCUCUACCAUUUUACCAACAAAACCCAAAGACAGCAAAGAUACAAUCACUACGACAGUUCCUGAAAACGUUGAUUCUCUCGUGUUUAUUGGUUUAUUAGAAGAACAGUUGGAGUCGAGGAAGUUGUCCUGUUAUCCUCCUAUGGACGUCCUGCGUCAUAUAUUGAAAUACAAACAACGUGUAUCUUACUAUGAAUUUGUGAGCUUGGUGGUGAAGUCAGAGGAAGUCAAUGAACACUUGGGUGCAUUGCCCUCAAGUGAGAAACUAUUCGCAUGCUCUCUGUCUCCAUCUACUUUUAGAAAACAAUCGCAUACUUAGUGUUGACUUUCUGUGAAAACUGGAGUGAUUUACAGUGCAGCAGCAAUUAUAUGUACAUUAUUCAUGCACUCAAUAAUGAAGGAAUUUGGAUCGAUUAUUUCAUUUGCAGAUACAUGCAGUACAUAGUCUGGUCUUUCAUCUGUUGGCUUGUAAAAGAGUGUCAGUAGACGGAACAGAUGGAUGUGGAACAGCUAGUGAACGUUGCUUCUUCUGUCUUCAGUUUUCUUUCUACACUACAGUUAGUUAAUUGUCUCGGGGUAAUUUCUAUAUCCGUUACAGUUUUCUUGUUUAUAAGAUGUGCAGGCGCAGUAGUCAGAUACUGAUUGCUUUAGACACCA